Molecule: messenger RNA, 1920 nt
Organism: Colletotrichum acutatum
Lineage: Eukaryota; Fungi; Ascomycota; Sordariomycetes; Glomerellales; Glomerellaceae
Product: zinc carboxypeptidase
Exons: 5
Coding region: 338-1585 (415 amino acids)
Biological process (GO): proteolysis
Molecular function (GO): zinc ion binding; metallocarboxypeptidase activity
Source: RefSeq, a predicted model, not a curated record
CAAGACAUCUUGCAACUUCUUCAUCCGGGAAGGCGCUGUGCCAAGCCAUGACAUAUUCCGCCUUGGCAGCUGUCGAUGUAACACCAGCUCAAUACGUCCUUCCCUAGUGAGGCUAUCACCUCCCCUUUUUAUGUUGCCAUGCCACUGACCUGCGAGGCAUAUCAUAGUCUGCUAGAGGAGGGGAAGCUGCGGGUGUUUAAGCGACGUUCACGAGCCGUUCAUCGUCCUUGCUUCUCAAGUUAUAAGAUGAGGCUCUCAGCUUCGUAUACUUGGCCAAGUUCCGAAUUGUCGAUGCCAAGCUUCUCAUCGCCUCACCACUAUUUGCAAAUCAUUCACCAUGAAGGCGUCGCUAAUCUCAGCCGUUGCCCUGAUCCCUGUGGCCUUGGGCGCGACUGUUCCGAAAUCUGCGAAGGUCGACUAUACUGGCUUCAAGGGUCUUCGCAUCACUAUCCCCGAGGGCUCUGAGGAUUUGGCCGACCAAAUUAAUGAGUUAGCUGCAACUGUAUUGAACCCCGGCGCCAAAGAACAGCUCGAUAUCGUCGUAUCUCCCAGCAAUGUCGAUGCCAUCAGCCAGCUGGUUGUGAAUACCACGAUUCUCCUCGAGGAUGUCGGCGCUGCUUUUGCGGAUGAAGAUGUGGCAACGGUGUAUGCUGUCCCCAGCGAAACCUGGUUCACUGCUUAUCACAGUUAUGCCGACCAUCUCACUUUCCUGAGAGACCUCCAGAGCAGCUUCCCAAGCCAAUCUGAAGUCACUACCGCGGGCUCAUCUUUCCAAGGCCGAGCGCUCACCGGUAUUCAUAUCUGGGGAAGCGGCGGAAAAGGGUCCAAGCCGGCUGUUGUUCUCCACGGCACCGUUCACGCUCGCGAGUGGAUCAGCACGAUGACUACGGAGUAUGUGGCUUGGCAACUUUUGACCAAGUACGCAACAGACUCUGCCAUAAAGGCCGUGGUUGAUAAGUUUGACUGGUACAUCACUCCUGUGGUGAACCCAGAUGGCUUUGUUUACACUCAGUCCACUGACCGUCUCUGGCGCAAAAAUCGCCAGACCAACACCGGCAGUUCCUGCGUUGGUCGCGACCCCAACCGUAACUGGCCGUAUAAGUGGGAGCUGACCGGAGGUGCUUCGACGAGCCCCUGCGCCGAGACUUACAAGGGUGCUGCCGCCGCCGAUACCCCAGAAAUCAAGGGCCUCAAGGCGCAGAUCGACUCUCUGUCUGCUAGCAGGGGUAUCACACUAUACCUCGAUGUCCACUCCUACGGACAGUACAUCCUUUGGCCUUAUGGGUAUGACUGCAACUACGUCGCUCCCGAUGACGCUGCGCUACAAAGCAUGGCCCAGCGCGGUGCGACCGCUAUUCGUGGCGUUUCCGGCACCAGCUACACUAUUGGCAAUGCUUGCCGUGCUCUGUACGCGACCACAGGCGAUAGCACCGACUAUGUUCACGGCGUUGCCAAGUCCAAGUACACGUACACCAUUGAGCUUAGAGACAGAGGAACCUACGGCUUUUCACUUCCGGCAAGUCAGAUCUCAGCUACUGUGAAGGAGACGUGGGCUGGAGUUCUUGCUAUGGCCCAAGCUGCAUGAUGAAGGAACCACCUCGAUCGCAAGCCCACAAACAUAACUUGUGAAGGAGUGAGGUCUCACUUGUUUCAGACAUAGGAAGGUUGAGAUAAUUGUAUAGCUUUGAAAGUAUCCGUUAAUCCAGCUUUGGACCUAAUCAAGGUUGAUGUGAUCGUUGACCUCUGCCCACGAUUCAUCUAGAUUUGCGUUUGCACGCGGAUGUUCAUCACUUGUCGAGGCGUAAAACGUUCAGGUCUGAAGUUCCACCGAGGAGGAUACCAGUCGAAUGUUUGCCACGUCGCGUAAGUCAUGAGGGGAAAGCACUUUAAACAGACCAAGCCAGUUGUGAUACAAAUAGG